GGAUGCGAAUUAAAUUAAUGCGGAACAGUGCAAAACGCCAUUAGGGCUGUCCAUCAAAGGGGAACCAUUUGACAUAUAAAACUGAGGCCGAACCGCUGGAAAGCUGUCAUCAUGCUGAGAACUGGCUUCGUGAUUUGUGUGAUUAUAUCACUGCUCUUGAAUGGACUGGUGGCUGUCCGAGUUCACUGCCGGCACAUGGAGCGUAUUCACGAGGAGAACAUCCACCACUGCUGCAAACAUCAGGAUGGCCGCGACGAAGUCACGGAAACUUGCGCCAAGCAGACCAACUUCCAUUUGCCCAGUCCCACCGAGGAGGCCAUCGUGGAUGUGACCGUGGACCAGGCGAUGGUCGGCACCUGCUGGGCCAAGUGCGUCUUCGAUCACUACAAUCUUAUGGAGAACAACACCCUGGAUAUGGUCAAGGUGCGCUCGUACUACAAGCGGUACCAUCAAACAGAUCCGGAGUAUGCGACUGAAAUGCUGAAUGCCUACGAAAAAUGCCACACACAAUCUGAAGAGGCCACCGAAAAGUUCCUUUCACUUCCAAUUGUUAGGGCCUUCUCCACCGCCAAGUUCUGUAAGCCGACCUCGAGUAUCAUUAUGUCCUGCGUCAUCUACAACUUCUUCCACAAUUGUCCAGCGAGUCGCUGGUCAAAUACCACCGAGUGCGUGGAAACCUUGGCCUUCGCUAGGAAGUGCAAGGAUGUGCUGACUACUAUGUAAGCACUUUCAAGUCCUGCCCCCAGGAAAUACAUUUUAAUUGGAGAAACGAAAUGAUUUCAAUGAUUAAAGAAAAACAAUAGCUCUCAA
Drosophila simulans is the source of this 810-nucleotide messenger RNA. RefSeq lists its product as uncharacterized. The record is from RefSeq and is a predicted model, not a curated record. Gene Ontology annotation, molecular function: odorant binding. The coding region runs from base 112 to 723 and encodes 203 amino acids. The transcript has 3 exons. Lineage: Eukaryota; Metazoa; Arthropoda; Insecta; Diptera; Drosophilidae.